Molecule: messenger RNA, 4780 nt
Organism: Cinara cedri
Lineage: Eukaryota; Metazoa; Arthropoda; Insecta; Hemiptera; Aphididae
Source: the annotation of a GenBank genome assembly
CUACGUUCCCAUGUCUACAUCUACGACCGGACUAAAUUUUAGUGGACGAAUCGAACGAUAGAUUACUACUAUAAUAAUUCGUCGAUCCGUACUGCAUCGUUCAUGGACCGGCCGUCCAAAAUUUUCGGGUACAAUAUUGUAACAAAAUACCAAUAACGUUUUUAAACGUACUUUCUGUUUUUUUCUAUUCUACUCCGACAGCGAUGACGGGCAACCGCCGUUAUUUAAACAGCGCAGAAACCGGGUCGCCUUCCUGGCUUUUCUGGGAUUCAUCAACGUUUAUACGCUCCGGAUGAACCUGAGCGUAAGCAUUGUGGCGAUGACUCUGUCAACGGACACCAAAGUGAGUUUGAUUUACGCGUUUGCAGUUAACGCCACAGAUUUAAUUUACCCAAUAUCCACUGUUUUAUAACUAUAUAUGCGCACAAAUAUUUACAAUAUUUGAAAAAUCGCAAAUUAAUUCUAUUCCGACACUCUCUCGUGACUCUCCUGCGAAUUUUUCUAAAAAUAUUUAUCUACGCAAUAUAUUAUGUAGGCUAAUAGCUUCUUAUAUUCGGCCAACCCCUAAUAGUUGGGACGAUGGCAAAGGAGAAAAAAAAAAAGCUCUUACACUAUCAACAGGUAUACUAGCUAACAAAACCUAAGGUACGUACGUUGUAUCCUUCUAUGGAUGGUCGAAAAUUUAAUUUUUAACAUCACUUGAGUGCACCUAGACUAACUGCAGAGCAGCAACAAUAAAUAAAGUAAAUACUUAAAAAGUUUAAAAGGUUUUUUUUUUUUAAUAAUCCAAUCUAUAUGAGUGUUACAGUUUUUGUUUAAUGUAAAGUAUAAAAUAUAUUUGUAUGACUUUAAACACAAUUAUUAUAAUAAUAAGAAAUAAUCUUUUUACGAUUUGUACAAAAGGCGAGCGAAUUCCAAUGGGGCCCAAAACUUCGAGGCGUCGUACUGAGUUCGUUUUUUUACGGCUACAUAAUUACGCAAUUACUCGGUGGUGUACUUGGAUGUAAAUUUGGAGGCGUGAAGUUAAUCGGUUACGGAGUCUUGAGCGCAGCAAUUCUCACCACUCUAACUCCCGUCGCAGCCAGAUAUUCGGUUUAUUUGGUCAUCGCACUUAGAAUUUUCGAAGGAGUUUUCGGGGUUCGCACUAUACUUUAUAAUAUACCUAACUAAACCUUCUUGUUUUAUUGGUAUUACUAAAAAUCCAUUUCCCAGAUGUGUACAUAAUAUUUGUGAAAUAUUCUGCAGGGUGUCGUUAUCCCGGCUAUGUAUGCCGUAUGGUCAAAAUGGGCUCCACCUAACGAGUCCACGCGGUUGGCAUCAUUUACUAUGUCUGGCAUUAAUGUAGGCAUGGUAAUCGGCUACCCGAUGUGCGGUUGGUUAACGGAACAUUACGGCUGGCCUUCUACGUUUUACGUACCGGGUACUGUCCAACAUACAAACAAAUUUACUCUUGUUAUUAUUAAUUUUAAUAUUUGUUUAUUUUUAUAGGUUUUAUAGCAAUUAUAUGGUGUGCCGUUUGGUUAACGACCGUUGCUGAAACUCCGGGUGAAGAUAAAUUAAUUACAAAAGAAGAACUUAAAUACAUAGUCGAUUCCAUAGGACCGACUGACGACGAAAAACGUAAGCCCAUAUUGAUCACAAAAAAAAAAAAAAAGUUGUUAAUCAUAUUUUUUUAUAUAUAUAUAUAUAUAUAUAGUGUUAAUAGCAAAUAACUAAUUUUGAAAUCUAAUUUAUACUUAUACAAGUACAAAUAACUUAAAAGAAGAUUUUUCCAAAGUUCUUUUGUUUAACAGUAGUCCUGUUGGGGAAACAGGAAAAUUUCAUUACCACAAUAUUAUAAUAAUGUUAUAGAAGAAUAUAAUAUUAAUAUACAAUUAAUAUUGUAUGGUAAAAUUGUUAUAUAAUUAUGUUACCAUAACAUUAUGAAAAUAUUACCAUGAUAGCGGAAAAAAUGAUGUUGUAAGUUUAUUAGUUAUAUUACCAAAAUAUUUAUAAAUGUUUUAAUUUUAAUGAUAUAAUGUGGCAGAAUUUUAGCUGGACAAUUUGACAUGUUUACAUUAUAGUUAUAGUGUUACAUGUAAAAAUUUCAAAUAGUUUUGGUACACUCGGUAUAUGGGGUACAUUUUCUGCUCUCGAAGAUUUUUCCUGAUUGCAGUACUUGUAAUGGAUUUAUUUCUGCCAACUUAUUCGUUUUAUUCACUGGAAGAUUCCUUGUUAGAAGUAUACAUAAAUUAAAUAAAACAUUUUUAUUUAUAUGAAAUAAUCUGUAAUAGUCAUAAUAAAGUCGAAUAUGUCAUAUGAAAUUAUUAAUUAUUAUAACAAACAAUAAUCAUAAUCAUAAUUUUUAUAAGUGUAAUAAAAAAAAUCAUAAGAAUAUUAAUAAAAACAAAAAUAAUGAGCACUUUAAAAAUCAUAAUUAUAAUCAGUAUUUUAACAAUAAGCAUAAUAUAUAAUAAUUAAACUAGUGAUCACUUAAAUAAUAAUAAUGAAUAUUUAAAAAAAUAAUCAUAAUAAUAGUUUUAAUAAAAAUUAUUAUUAUAAGUGUAAUAAUAAUAAUGAGCAUACUUUUAAUAAAAUUAAUCAACAAUAAUAAUUAUCAGCAUAAUUAUAAAAACCAUCAAUAAUAAUAAUUAAUGAAAAAAUUUACGGAAAAAAUUAUGUUUUUUUAAAUUUUGUUUAAAAUUCUGAGUGAGCGAAGAAACUUAUGGUUUUAUAAGUUGUUUUUUUUUUUUUUAAUCUGUGUGCAACAUUUCUACCAGAAAUUCUACUUCGAUUUACAAGUGUAGCACUUUUUCUGAAAGAAAAUCGGCCUGUGGAGGUAAUUUAGGGAGACCAUUCUCUAAUUUCCUUCUCUAUUUUCCCAGUAGUUUUCUCAACAAGUUUAAACAACGUUCACCGGGGAAAUAAUGUAAUAUUUUACUAUACAUUCGUACAUUUUUUCCAUUGUCCUUCCGGUUUUUCGAAUUAAUUGAGAAAACUCCUGAGUGAAUAAAACAAUUACCUUACCCAACCACCUAACCUAACCUAACCUUUCCAGUAAAAUGUCCAUUCUGAAAAAAAACUAUCAUUAAUUAUUUGAGAAAAAUUGAUCACAAAAAAGUUGUUCACAGAAGAAAAAAAAGGCUGUUAUAAAAAAUAUUAAUUAUUAAAUAUUAGUUAAAAAAAACUAAUACCUACAUUUCGUACAAUUUCCCGUUUUUUUAAGUUUUUCACAUUUGUUGAGACAACUCUUGAGAAAAUCGAUAAAUGACUUGCUUAAAGUACCACGUCGAGAAAAUUCCCUUCUAGAAGAGAAUCUACAUUAUAAACAUUGAAGUAAACUUUCUGGUAAAAAAGUAUAUAAUGUAUAUUCAAAUAAUAAACUCUGACUAACACUUAUAUUUUAUGCCUAUAUUUAAAUUCUUAAAGGUUAGCUUAAGACGCUUAGGUUAUGCACAAAUUCAAAUUCUGAUAUUUGGAAUUUUUAAGUGUAGUGAAAGACGAUAUUUUUGAAUACUUAGAUGUUUCACAACACUUCACGAGUACCUUGUGCAUAGGCGGAAAUCCAUCGGUUAAUAAUUUGAGUGGGCUACGAUUUUUCUUGGGAACCAAAGCAGUGGAGGGCUAUGCCCCACAGCCCCUCAUAUAUAAAGCUAAGCCCCCUAACCCCUCGUCCCUCCAAUUUCCGUCUAUGAUCCUGUGACAAUGCCAACUUUAUAUAUAACAGUAUUUACAUUAAAAUAUUAAAUAACUCUGUGUACACAUUUAAUUUAGGCGGUGUCUUGAAUUAUCCCUGGAAAAAUAUUUUUACUUCGAUGCCAGUGUGGUCGAUAUCGUUUGUCAUGUUCUGUGAGAAUUGGGGAUUCUAUACGUUACUGACGCAGUUGCCGACGUUCAUGCACGGUGACGUUCAUUCAAAGGUCAUCUAAUUUCCACUCAUGACAAUAGAUAAUUAAUUUCAAAUGUCUUUGUUACACAGACGUAUUAAAAUUCGACAUUGGAAAAGGAAGUUUCCUGUCAGCACUACCGUACGCGGUAAUGGCAGUUUGUCUCCAAUUUACCGGAUUCUUUGUAGACUGGCUUCGCAAAACAAACAUAUUUACGACUACUCAAGUUUGUAUUCGUUUUAAACGUUUCUAUACAUUUAUAUGUACAAUUUUAACGUUCGUAUAUUAUAUAUGUCUUUAUUAUUUAAAGAUUAGAAAGAUCUUCACUUGUGGUGCUCUACUAUUACAAUUCGUUUGGAUGGUUUCCACGGGAAAUUGCAAAACCGAACUCGGAUCCGUAAUUUGUUUAACACUGACGAUGGGCUUCGGCUCUUUUUCUAUGGCCGGAUUUUUGUAUGUUAUAAUUGUUAAAGCGUGAAAAAUUUGAAAUAAUAGCCUAAUUUUUUAAUGGUUUUUUUUUUUCUAUUACAGUGUCAAUCCUUUGGAUAUCGCACCCCAAUACGCCAGCAUUAUAUUGGGGAUCGCUAACACGUUCGGAACCAUACCUGGUAUCAUAAGCCCUCUAUUGACUGGAAUUAUCGUGCAGCGUCAAGUUAGUAAUAACUAACUAUACUGAAUAAUUUGAGUAGAAAUUUGUUUGAUUCGCAUAACCACAUGUUUAUUAAAGUUAUUAAUGCCAUUAAAAACUCGCGUUAUAGAGCGCGGAAGAAUGGAAAUGGGUGUUUAUAAUUUCCAGUGGUUUAUACGUGUUCGGAGGAUUAUUCUACGCGAUAUUUGCUUCGGGGAAACUACAACACUGGGCCGAAAUCAAAACUGAGGAAAAAAACCACGAAGAAGAUUAUCCUUUGAUGUAA